AUAACAAGAUAUAGAAAUGGGCGAUUGGACGAUUCAAGAUAAGCUUAGCCAAAAUUAAGCAAUAGAAUAGAAAAAGAAAUAUGAGAGAUAAAAAGUCAGAAAGGCUUGCUUGUUUUAUGGAAUGUCCUUAAGUCUUAACCAUAAAAGACUGAAAUAACAAUAGAAAUAUUUAUUUCAACUUGGGAGCCCAUCUUCCAAGUCCAUUCAAGCCUUAUGUUCAUGAAGCACAACUAAAAUAAUCUGAUUUUUUUACAGUGUCGCCACAAUGGCAAAUUCAGAGGCAGCUAUCAUUGUAGGAUUUUGGUUGUGGGUAUGUAUUUAUAUGACAAAAGGCUUGAAUGCAGGUGAAGUUACAUAUGAUGGUACUUCUCUCAUUGUCAAUGGCACAAGAAAACUGCUCAUUUCUGGAUCAAUUCACUACCCUCGUAGUACUCCUCAGAUGUGGCCUGGGUUGAUAGACAAAGCAAAAGAAGGGGGAUUGAAUUGCGUUCAGACAUAUGUGUUCUGGAACAUGCAUGAGCCAGAGCAGGGAAAGUUUAAUUUUGAGGGGAGGUCUGACCUGGUUAAAUUUGUGAAACUAAUACAUUCGAGAGGAAUGUAUGUGAGUCUCAGAAUUGGGCCAUACAUUGAGGCUGAAUGGAAUUUUGGUGGAUUUCCUUACUGGCUUCGUGAAAUUCCAGGCAUAAUUUUUAGAACAGAUAAUGAACCAUUCAAGAGAGAGAUGCAGAGAUUUACUGAAAUGAUUGCAAAUAUGAUGAAAAGGGAGAAUCUAUUUGCUUCUCAAGGGGGGCCUAUAAUUGUGGCACAGAUAGAGAAUGAAUAUGGAAUUGUUGAGCCUUCUUUUCGUGAAGGAGGUCGUUCAUAUGUACGUUGGGCAGCAAAUAUGGCAAUUGAAUUAAAUACCAAUGUCCCAUGGAUCAUGUGUAAGCAACCUGAUGCACCAAAUCCAAUAAUUAAUACUUGUAAUGGUUUGUAUUGUGGGGAUACAUUUGAUGGGCCCAAUUCAAAUAAGAAACCAAAGAUGUGGACAGAGAAUUGGAUCGGUUGGUUUCAGGUGUUUGGAGGGGCAAAGCAUCACAGACCAGUAGAGAACAUUGCAUAUGCCGUUGCAAGAUUCUAUGCGAAGAAUGGUACAUUUGUAAACUAUUAUAUGUAUCAUGGAGGCACAAAUUUUGGAAGAUCAGGAGGGCCCUUUAUCACAGCAAGCUAUGAUUAUGAUGCACCAAUUGAUGAAUAUGGCAACGAAAGAGAACCUAAAUGGAGCCACCUUAAAGAUUUGAACACGGCAAUUAUGCGUUGUAGUCAGACGCUACUUUCUGCAAGAGCGGAGACUUUCUCAUUGGGUUCUUCUCAAGAGGCACAUGUUUACAGAGGUCACUCAGGGCAAUGUGCAGCAUUUCUUUCAAAUAUGAAUCCCACAUCUGGUGUAACUCUGAAUUUCCAGAAUAUGACAUAUAGUCUCCCUGCAUGGUCAGUUAGUAUACUCCCUGACUGCAAAACUGUGGUAUUCAAUACGGCAAACGUGAAUGCACAAUCAAAAACGCACAACUUGACAUCGAAUAAUCCUCAAAGGAAGCUUAAAUCAUCCUAUUUCUUAUCGAAUAAAGAAGUCGAAAAAGGUUUUUAUUGGGAAACAUUCAAAGAAAAAAUUGGAGGUUCUGAAGAUACUCAGUUUGACAAUAAGGGUCUUUUGGAACACAUUAAUACAACCAAGGACACAACAGAUUACCUGUGGUAUAAUAUAAGGGUUGAUGUCGAUGAAAACGAACCUUUUAUAAGGAGCAACAGUUCACUAGUGCUUGCAAUUGGAUCUCAUGGUUAUGCUGUGCACGUCUUCGUCAAUGAUCAUUUUUCAGGAAGUGCACAUGGAAAUAAAUCAAAUCCUGGUUUCAGCCUCAAUUUACAUAUUUCUCUUAGACCUGGCAAAAAUGAUAUAUCUUUGCUAAGUGUGAUGGUUGGAUUGCCGGAUUCGGGAGCAUAUUUUGAGCGAAAGACUGCAGGAAUAAGCAGCGUCAUGAUCCAGGGGUUUAAAGGUGGUUCUCGAGACUACUCACAAGAGUUGUGGGCGUAUCAGAUUGGUUUAGUGGGAGAAAAGCAAAAUAUCUUUACUAAAAAUGGAUCACGUACUGUGAACUGGAAUCCAUCAAUUUCUGAUCAGCAUUUGACGUGGUAUAAGACAACAAUAGAUGCCCCGGAGGGAGAUGGACCUAUUUCUCUAGACCUAAGGAGUAUGGGAAAGGGCCAAAUUUGGAUUAAUGGAGAAAGCGUCGGACGUUAUUGGAUUAUUUUCUUGGUUCCUCUUGGAGAUUGUUCAACAUGUGAUUAUCGAGGGAGUUGGAACUUGAAGAAGUGUGCAACAAAUUGUGGACAACCUUCUCAAACAUUGUACCACAUCCCUCGAUCAUUGCUGCAGCCUACUGGGAACUUGUUAGUUUUGUUUGAGGAAGUAGGAGGCGAACCAUCAAAAAUAUCUCUACUUACUGAUCUAAAAAACUAUUGACAGCAAAUAUUAUAUGGAGAUUGCUAAGUGUAUUCUCCAAAAUUCGCAGACUUCAUUUUUUAAGAUUUCUCUUCAAACUUGGAGGAAAAAAAAGGGGCGUUUUCUUGCUAGACUUGAGUAACAUGAUUCUUUAUGCUGAUAGGCAUAAUUAUACAAUGGUAACAGGUUUUGAAAAACAAACACCAAGUCUGAUGUAAAUGCAUUCUGUGUAUUUUUUAAGAUCUGAAUAAAAAUAAUUUAUUUUUAUUUUUA
Molecule: messenger RNA, 2752 nt
Organism: Cryptomeria japonica (Japanese cedar)
Lineage: Eukaryota; Viridiplantae; Streptophyta; Pinopsida; Cupressales; Cupressaceae
Product: beta-galactosidase 1
Exons: 18
Coding region: 266-2500 (744 amino acids)
Biological process (GO): carbohydrate metabolic process
Cellular component (GO): cell wall; vacuole
Molecular function (GO): beta-galactosidase activity
Source: RefSeq, a predicted model, not a curated record